This is a messenger RNA of Symbiodinium necroappetens, 1539 nucleotides long. NCBI's taxonomy places the organism in Eukaryota, Dinophyceae, Suessiales, Symbiodiniaceae. The record is from the annotation of a GenBank genome assembly.
AUGUACCAACAGUCGGCGCUGAUGCUGGACAACCCGGCCACCCGAGCCGCGAUGAUUUCCUUGGAGCCUCCAAAGCCCGACACGUUCAAUCGCAAGUGCAAGAUCAUCUGCACAAUGGGACCCUGCUGCUGGGACGUGGACAUGCUCACCAAGCUCAUCGAUCAGGGCAUGAAUAUUGCUCGCCUCAACUUCUCCCAUGGAGACCACGAGGCCCACGGCAAGACUGUCGGCCGAGUCCGCGAGGCUUCAAAGCUGCGUCCAGACAAGCCGGUGGGAAUCCUGCUGGACACAAAGGGACCCGAGAUCCGCACAGGCUUCUUCAAGGAGGAGCUUGCAGGUGGGAAGAUCAACCUGAAGGAAGGCCAGGACCUGAAGUUGGUGACAGACUACAGCUUCAAGGGAGACGACAAAACACUUGCGGUGUCGUAUGCGACACUGCCUACGGCCGUGAAGCCAGGUCAGAUCAUCCUCGCAGCGGAUGGAUCGCUCUCCUUGAGAGUCAAGAGCUGUGGAAGUGACCACGUCAUCACCGAGGUGUUGAACGACAUCGCCAUCGGCGAGAAGAAGAACAUGAAUCUUCCGGGGGUGAAAGUUGAGCUGCCGGUGCUUCAGGAGAAGGACAAGAAGGACCUCCUCGAGUUCGGCAUUCCUCAGGGCGUGGACUUCAUCGCCGCCAGCUUCGUUCAGGAUGCAGCAGACGUGAAGCUCAUUCGAGACACACUGGGAAUGCGGGGUCGUACCAUCAAGAUCAUCUCGAAGAUCGAGAACCAAGAAGGCAUCAACAACAUCGAUGAGAUUGUCAAAGCGACUGAUGGAGUCAUGGUUGCCCGUGGCGAUAUGGGUAUGGAGAUUGACAUCGAAAAAGUUGGCCUGGUGCAGAAGAUGAUCAUCGCGAAGUGCAACCUCAUGGGCAAGUUCGCUGUCACCGCCACCCAGAUGUUGGACUCGAUGGAGCGCGCCCCGAGACCGACCCGUGCCGAGGCCACCGACGUCCUGAACGCCGUGCUGGACGGCACCGAUGUUGUUAUGCUGUCAGGAGAAACUGCGAACGGCAAGUUUCCAGAGGCGGCCGUGAUGACAAUGCGCAGAAUCUGCGAGCAAGCAGAGGCAGUCAUUGACUACGAGGCCUUAUACCUGCGAAUGAGACUGGCAGUGUUGGAGACAGAGCAUGCCAUGUGCCCUGUUGAGUCCGUUUGCUCUUCAGCGGUGAAGACGGUUGUGGAUUCAGGAUGCAAGCUCAUCAUCUCCCUGACAGAGACGGGAAGCACCGCCCGAGUCAUCUCCAAGUACCGCCCAUCGGUUCCCAUCCUUGCGAUCACGGCCAGUGAGACCACUUUGCGUCAGCUUGUGGCGCACCGCGGAGUGGUUCCAAUCCUGACAGCUUCCUUCCAGGGAACAGACUCGGUGAUCAACAAGGCUCUCGUGCGGGCCAAGGAGCUGGGCAUGGUCAAGCCCGGAGACACGGUGGUGGCGAUCCACGGUCAGCGGGAGGAGUGCCCAGGUCAGUCCAACCUCAUGAAGGUUGUGGUGUGUCCUUGA